UACCAUAUAUAUACCAAAGAGGCGGGAAAGAUUAAACCCUAGUACCCAACCUUUUAGAAAUUAAAGCUUCUUCUUUUCAUCUUGCUGGGACAUUGUUUUUCUGACUUCUAUCCCAAAAAUGGGAAUUAAGGGUUUAACGAAGCUAUUGGCGGACAAUGCGCCAAGGGGAAUGAAAGAGCAGAAAUUCGAGAGCUAUUUUGGCCGUAAAAUAGCCAUCGACGCUAGUAUGAGCAUUUACCAGUUCCUGAUUGUGGUAGGACGAAGUGGUACGGAAAUGCUCACGAAUGAAGCUGGGGAAACUACUAGUCAUUUGGUUGGGAUGUUUUCGCGGACAAUUAGGCUUUUGGAAGCUGGAAUCAAGCCAGUUUAUGUUUUUGAUGGGAAGCCCCCAGAUCUGAAGAAACAAGAACUUGCAAAACGUUACUCUAGAAGGGAAGAUGCCACAGAUGAUUUGGCUAAGGCUACAGAGAUUGGCAACAAGGAGGAUAUUGAGAAAUUCAGCAAGAGAACCGUAAAGGUUACGCCCCAACACAAUGAUGACUGCAAGAAGCUUCUUAGACUGAUGGGUGUACCCGUUGUUGAGGCUCCUUCUGAAGCAGAGGCUCAGUGUGCUGCACUUUGCAAGGCCGAAAAGGUCUAUGCUGUAGCCUCAGAAGAUAUGGAUUCCUUAACUUUUGGAGCUCCAAGGUUUCUUCGCCAUUUAAUGGAUCCUAGCUCCAAAAAGAUUCCAGUGAUGGAAUUUGAUAUCUCCCAGAUAUUAGAGGAGCUCGAACUUAGUAUGGAUCAGUUCAUUGACUUGUGCAUUCUCUGUGGAUGUGAUUACUGUGAUAGCAUCCGAGGCAUAGGGCCCCAGACUGCUUUGAAGCUUGUACGUCAACAUGGGUCAAUGGAGAGCAUAUUGGAGAAUAUUAACAAAGAGAGAUAUCAAAUACCUGAUGAUUGGCCAUAUGAAGAGGCUAGACGGCUCUUCAAGGAACCGUUAGUUACAGAUGAUGAGCAAACUGAACUAAAAUGGGCUGCUCCUGAUGAAGAAGGGUUGGUUAACUUUCUGGUAAAGGAAAAUGGAUUCAACAUUGAUAGAGUUACGAAGGCAGUAGAAAAGAUCAAGACAGCCAAGACCAAGUCUUCUCAGGGACGGCUAGAAUCAUUCUUUAAACCAGUUAGCACAUCUGCUCCAGUUAAAAGAAAGGAAACAGCUGAGACUACUGAGAAAGGAGCUGCUAACAAGAAAUCAAAGGCUGUUGGUGGUAAGAAGAAGAAGUAGCUAGCAUCAAGUUAAAGCUUGCAGUAAAGUGAUGGUUUUGUACCUUGUCAGGACAGUCAGCGGUUCAGUCGCGAUGCUGCUUGCGGAGACCCUUGGUAGCUGGUGCCUCAAUUUUUUUGUUCUUCUGGAGGAAAAUACUCCAAUUAGUCACGAGGCCUCCUUUCAAAUGUCUCGUUCCUUUCAUGUGUUCUGUAUUUACCCCCCCUCAAAUGAAUGAAUUUGUGCCGGUAGGAAAUAGUUGGUGCACAGGCUGGGCAUCUGAAACAGUUUUUUAAUAUAGCACUUGGCACACUUUGAUGUUAUUGUAUAAAUCUGGAUUAUCCUACGGUUCUCGUCCUAUGCUGUCGGUUGCAUGUACAACUUAAUGCAUAAAACAAUCCUAAUCUAACCCUUGGCACAGUUCUUUCUUCUCUCGA
This is a messenger RNA of Nicotiana attenuata, 1680 nucleotides long. Its product is annotated as flap endonuclease 1. Lineage: Eukaryota; Viridiplantae; Streptophyta; Magnoliopsida; Solanales; Solanaceae. Gene Ontology annotation, molecular function: DNA binding; 5'-3' exonuclease activity; 5'-flap endonuclease activity. The transcript has 18 exons. Bases 119 to 1264 code for a protein of 381 amino acids. The record is from RefSeq and is a predicted model, not a curated record.